AAACCAAACACGGCCUAAAACCCUCAUCUCUUUCAUAACUGAGGCCCCUAGUCUUUGCCUCGUCUCGAUUUGGCCUUCAAGGCAGCCCAGGUGACCCUCCGCCGUGGGCCGACCACCGCCGAUUCAGCACCUUCGCCGGCACCGCCACUGCCAGCUGAAAUUUGAACUCUUAGAGCAAUGGACGAGGAUACUAGCAAUCCACUUCGCCGUAUGUCGAGCCGAACUCGCAAGGUUGCUCCAAAAAUGGUAGCUGCUCUUGCGAGCAACGACAAUCGAACACAGGCAGCUCUUGCUCGUCUUGAAGCUUUGGAGAAUGAUAAUGCAGGGGCAGAGAUGAUAGAGAUUAAUGAAGAUGAUGAUGCUUCUCUUGACGACGAUGAUCAAGCAUAUAUGAGGAAGCAGUCAAAAAGCACAAAACGUAAAACCCGUCAGGCAAAAGCACUUGAGAAUGCGAAGAAGGCCCCAAGAACAUUCCUGGAACUUGUGAACGAGGCAAACCUGGAAUCUUUGCCUCCUCAUGUGCCCUCGUAUUUAAGAGCAGCUGUGGGCCCUCCAAGCUCCACCUCCCGCCGCCAUUUCUGCACUGUUUGUGGAUUUACUGCUAACUAUACAUGCGUAAGAUGUGGAAUGCGCUUCUGUGCAAUCCGUUGCCAGACUAUACACAAUGAUACUCGUUGUCUGAAAUUUGUUGCUUAAUUCAUGAGAGGCUUGGGCUUCCAAAAAUGAUUUGGAGCUUACUUUGUGUUCUAUUUCAGAGCUUUUAUUUUAUAUGCUAUCCAGUGAUCACUUUUUUAUGUUCAAAUCAUAGCCUCUACAUGGUUUCAUGCCAAUGGAGCCAUUUCUGUCCAUGUAUAUAUUUAUGGAUAACUCAGUCAGUUA
Messenger RNA from Camellia sinensis, 879 nucleotides. It is a transcript of the gene SEF, whose product is annotated as HIT-type Zinc finger family protein. The record is from RefSeq and is a predicted model, not a curated record. NCBI's taxonomy places the organism in Eukaryota, Viridiplantae, Streptophyta, Magnoliopsida, Ericales, Theaceae. Gene Ontology annotation, biological process: chromatin remodeling.